AUGUCAGAUACAAAGUCAUCCAAUCGUGUCGAUGCAUACACGGAUGAUAGUGCUCGUUCAGCCAAUACCGGAAUGAAUCGGGAUGGCAAAGCGAAAGGGCCUUCCGAUGUGAGGAGCGGCUUUGCUUUAUUCUCUUCUGCAAUUGGUGAACUCUUCAAAGAAGUCCUUGGUAAAACAGGCAUGGAACCACAUGCAGACGCAAGGAAGAAGUGGACACCGUUGAGCGAUGCUGAGAAGCAGCCAUACGAGCAAAUCGCGAAGAAAUAUAAAGAGAGAGUGCGGGAGCUCAAACAGAACGGUGAUACGUUUCGAGCAAAGGAUUCCACCAGUUUGUACAAGGAACUCGUAGAAGAGGCAAGGCGCUUGAAGCCACCUGCGCCCAUAUUAGCUGCACUACCAGAUGAGUAUGUGUGGAGCUCGCCAGAUGGUACAGGGACAAUAGAAGACGGAGACAAUGCCUCGGUGCCAAGGACGGCGGCAACAGCAAAUGCCCAUGAACAAAACACUGAUACAACCACUGCAGAUGCGGAGGAAGCGACACCACAAGCCUCGCAUGCAACCGCCGAGAAUGGACUGGACAACCUCUACUCCCUUGAAGAGGCGAGUAACCCCCCGACACAGGCAUCUCGAUCUUAUCAGCCUGAUGGUGCUCAGUCCAGCAAACGCCAGGGAUCAGCUUCUUCGGCUUCCGAUGUGAGCCAAGUGGACAGGAACAUAUCACAGCCUGCUUCCAACGACCAACAGAGCCUCUUACCACGAUCACAGACAAGUAGUCUCGAUACCAACGCUUUACCUUAUCACGCUACUUCCCAUGGCACUUCCAGUCAAGGCCAACAAGUUACGGCAGCUGCACGUUCCGCUACCAACACCAGCGUGGGCCAAGGGGUGGGUCAGAGACAAUCUCCGCGGAAAUCGCACAGGAAGAAGAAGAAGCAUUAG
This is a messenger RNA of Didymosphaeria variabile, 939 nucleotides long. RefSeq lists its product as uncharacterized. The record is from RefSeq and is a predicted model, not a curated record. The coding region runs from base 1 to 939 and encodes 312 amino acids. Lineage: Eukaryota; Fungi; Ascomycota; Dothideomycetes; Pleosporales; Didymosphaeriaceae. The transcript is spliced from 2 exons.